CACAUUCCAUUCGGGGAGGCAAAAUGCUGCUAAAAUCUACACAAUGCUCCUUUAGGUGGCUUUGUUAGGCAAGAUAAGGUUUGAUUAAAUCAUGCAUCCAAAAAGAGAUCUAAAUUUAUGAGUGGUCUGCCUGAUAAACUUAUCUGGUGAUUAAAUAAACAUGGUUUUUGGCUAUGAAGAUGAUGCUGUAUUGUUUUGGUCUUUAGUCAUUGUCUUUGUUGUAUGUUGUGAUGUGGUUGCUAAAUUUUUUAAGGGCAAACAAAGAAGUGAGUGUAUCAGAAUUUAAAGUGUUGGACAUCUUUUGGGCAACUGUGUUAACUGAUCUUGGUUGCUUUUGUGCCUCCCAUUAACAGACAGGUGUACUAUGUACCUGUAGGCACUUUGAAACCUCACACCAUGGAAGUCUACCUUCAGUUCAGAUCAACGCCAGGUGCUGUAUUCAUUUGGACACUUCUGCAGAGGUGGGAGCUGUACUGCUAAAUCACAUGUAUUUCAAGUUGUUCUUUGGGCUGCAUACUGCCACAUCAGAGUAGAAAAACUCCCUUGAUGUGAUGCAGUUUCAUCUGAACCCUCCGGGGAUUUGGAUCGACAUCUUCUGAAGGUUAAAGUUUUGACUGUGUUGCAUGCUAGAUGACUUACCUUUCACCAUCUGAUGUCUGUGCCUCUCUGCUCUCCACUGGCUGUCACUUCCUGUUACUGCUGCUCCGAUGGGUGGAGGGCCGUUGUCCUCAGGCGGAGGUGCUGCUGGCAGCUGCGCUCAGACAGAGGAGAGAAGCGGCAUGCUGCUGUUAAAGCCUUGUGAUUGGUGGAGUAAGAAACAAAAGAAUAAAUCACACAAAAGAAGAAUUGUGUGAAGUGUGAUGGAGAGAUAAAAAAUGAUAAAAGAAAACUAUUAUAAACAUAUAAAAGAUAAAAAUAGAUUUACAUUAAUGCAAGUUGUGAUGUUUAAGCUGCCUUUAUGGUUUAUAAACUCAGAAAAUCAAUCCUAUUGAUGCUACAUUUGUGAAAUUUAAUAUAAAAACAUGCAUUUCUUAAUUUAAAUUGAAUAAAUUUAUGUACUAUUUAUACCAAAAGAGGAAUAAAUGGGUGAGAAUUUGUAUAUCCAAAAGCUCCUUGGUGUAUUUUUCCACCUGGCCUCAGUGACAUCAGCUAUAAGAACACCUGCGCCUCAGCCUCUCUGCCUUAGUCUUUAGCACCCCCAAGUGUCCAUGUAAGACCAAGACUCUAAAAUGGUACAAAAGUGCUGUUGAUGUUGAUGGCCCCAGUCUUCACAACAGGUGGUGCUGUUGUAAAUAUGAAACUGAUUCUGCUAUCAUGUUGUUUUGAGAAUUGGACAUCUGUCUUGAUGACAUAAAUACUUUUACUGGAUGAAAAAUGAGUUAACAUUUUUAACUAUAAUAUAUUUGAUGUUAUAGUUCAGGUAUCAACAGACCACAAUUAAAGCUCAAUGAUUUUUUUGUGUUCUUUUUUGUUAUAAGAAAUGUAUUUAUCUAUACUCAUGGUUAGUAAACUAUUUCCCACCUAAUAAACCUUUAAAAACUUUGAAAUCUUGUCAUGUUCUACAUGGUUGCAGUAGAAGCAAGAAAUUACAAGGUUUGCUAUUAACGUUAUUAACACUUAUUGGUCAAAAAACAGGAUUGUCACCAUUUCAAUGAAAAAGCAUAGUCAUUUGAUCUGCUACAAUUAUACUUACUAGGAAGAAACAUCCUGUCCUGGCCUGUUGAAAUGAGACGAGAGGGAUCUGAUCAAACCUCAGGGCAAACCGGCUACACCAAGCUCUGAAAAACAAAUAUGUUUGCAUUUUUAUUUUAUUUUUUUGUGUAUCUGACAGUAAACAUUUGAUAUAAAGAGGAGAAAAUAGAAAAUAGAGACAAAAGUCAUGGCUUUGUUGAAGGUCAUACUGAGUCUUUUAAGGAUUUCCAUUGCAUUGUUAGAUAAAUGGAUUCCCAUUCAAAGAUUUUAUGAAAGGACAGAAUGUGUAUAUAUAAAAUGAUAAUUUUGGUCGAAGAUAGCAUGCUAAAUGCACGUUUAGUGCAGAUCAGGAAUUUUUUUUAAAUUAAAGUUAUCAACAGUCUGAGUCAUAUUUGGAGAACACAAGACUGAGGGAGAGCUUUUUUAAAUUUUCUGUCAUGUAUUUCAAUACAUAUUUAACUUAAUUUAUCAUUUUGAAUUAUUUUUUGUAAAAUUAUUGUUAACCAAAUGUUUGUUGAAGUGAUCUGAGCUCAAUUUCGAAAAGUUUGGAUAUCAAAAAAAUUAAUUGACAGUGAAUGCAUCACAUCACAUGGUCACGUGACAAAGACACCAACCGCCUGCAGCCGGUUCGUCCUGGAGGUGAAAAAACUUCUCUGAGAAAAAGACCUAAAAAUGGACAGAGAGGACAGCCCCAGCGCCAUAACUUGCAAGUUUUGUGGGGAAGCAUUCACUCUGACAGGUAGGAUGUAGCUCCUCAUGUUGUAGCGCCCCUCUGUGUUGAAGACUCGCGAAGUCCACUAAAAUGGCGAGCGGACCGAAGUUGGCUAGGUAGCAACCACGUGUUGGUGGCAGGCUAGCUGCACUUAGCUAAUGUUAUAGACAGGUGUGAUUUGUACCUGGCUGUUAGACAUUUCUAAAUCAAUAUUAAAAACUACCACCCGAAUAUUUUCUAACUUUUCUUAAGAUGUUUGUUUCUAAUCACAAAUGUGGCAAAAUCAAGGUCAAAUGUCGGUCAAGUCAGUCAUUGAAUGUAGGGGUUUUUUGCGUGUGAUAUCCAGCUGUUUUCUGUCCCACCUUGUAGCGCCGAGGUCGAAAAGUGUCUUUUAAGUACCAGAAAGUUUCUGCGAUUUGCCCAAGAACAGUGACAUGUCACCGGCCAACAUUAAAUUAGUUUGUCCCUCUCCUUGGGUCCACGUGGCGUCCUUUCCUCGCGUCCUAGCUCCUCCCCUUGAGGAAUUGAAAGAGAGAGCAAGGAAGAGACAUGAGGACAGAGGAAGCAUAUUUGUCAAAUGAUCAGACCAGAGCCGGCCCAAGCCUCAAUGGGGCCCUUAGCAAAAUUUGAGUUUAGGGCCCUUUAUUUCUGCCAAUAAUAUUGAUUAUUGAUCAUUCACACACCUUCACAAAUCUCUCUAACAUUCCAUGACAUGCAAACAAACCUUUAUCUUGGCAUUUUUUUCUCUUCUUCCUCUUUCUUUUCUCUGUUCCUGGAGGACGUGUCCUUCUUUGUGACAUUGUUUUGCCCUACAACUACCUGCAUCACACAUACAUGCAAAAAAAUAAAAUAUUUCAAAUAUAUAUAUUAGUGCUGGACGAUAAUUCGAUAACAAUAUAUAUCGAUCGAUAGACGUGUGGUGCGAUAGAAAAAAAACGGGUCGAUAAAAAGUUCGAUAGAAAAACACAGUUUCCCUUUCUUUUUCAUCAUAGCCUAUCAUGUAGCUUUUACUACAGUCAUUACUUCCUCCCAACCAAUCACAAACGCAGACCCAGGUACGCUACAGCACCAAGCCCAGUCCCUAUCAAACCACAACAGACAGCACGUGUAUUAGAAAAAAUGAUACAGCAAGGAGAAGCGGAGGACAUUGUCCCGAAAAAAGGUUUCAGUAGUUCACCAGCAUGGCAAUGUUUUGGUUUUUAGAAGUCUGACAAAAAGCGAACAGCGGUCGUUUGCAAAAUUUGCAGAGAAUUAGUAAAAACAAAGUCUGGUAACACAACCAACUUGUUUUACCAUCUAAACCGAUCGCACCCGCAGGAGUACGAGCUGUGUCGGCCGCGCCGUGGCUCCACGUCAUCGUCGGAGGAAUCCUCUGGAACUGCUGCCAGCACCAGCACAAAGCAUGUGAAGCAGACCAAACUGGACUUCGUUUCUUGCCAAAAUACGACAAAGCGUCCGAGCGGCAUAAGGACAUCACCCAUGCAGCAACAUGCUCCAUAGCGAGGGACAUACUGCCAAUAACUACCGUUGAAAAGCCUGGCUUCGACCAGCUUCUAGCCACUCUUGACCCGCGAUAUGAAGUGCCCGGCCGCAAGUAUUUCUCAAACACAGCGCUUCAGGCAUGAAAAUGGGUCAGGGGUUGAAAAGGUGAGAAGGGUGCGGAGGAAAUACGUUCCGGUGUAGCUUCUUAAAGUGGAAGAAAAUGAGCUCAUAUUUUACAAAGACGCGAGUAUUUGGAUCAUGGCUACUAGCAGGGGGUGCAUUCGGCAGGGGUGCAUUCUACGACACAACACCGGCGUGGAUAAGUCCUGCUUCUCGUGCUUAGUUUGUGUAUUAAGUCAAUCACAUGAUAAUUAAAAAAAAUAAAUCUCCCGACCCCGGGAGAAAUAUUUCAGUGUUCAGACACCAGGCUGUGGGCAGUUUCCCACACAGUUAAAACUGGUAGUAUGCUAUUCCCACCUAAAGCUAUUCUGUUUAUUUAUAUAUUUGUUUGUUUUCAUCAAAAGACUAUUUAAAUAUUUAUUUAUCAAAUUUUUUGGUCACUUUAGUCUUUAUGUUUGUCAGUAUUUACUGACGUCACUCAGGCCACUUAAGUUGAUUCCUUUUUUUUUUUAGUUCUUUUUUAAAAAACUUUCAGUUGUGGUAAAAUAAAAAAGGUGGUUGAAUAAAGGUUUGAAUUUGAAUUCAGUGCUUGUGUGUUCUUUAUUAAAAGUAGGUCAUUAAGCAAUAGCAUAAAACAUCCAGGGCUGCAAUUAAAAUAUAUGUUAAAUAAUUAUAACAAUUAUAUCGAUUAUUAUCGAUAUCGAUCAAUAUGAUUUAUUUUUUAUCGAUAUGCUUUUUUUCUAUAUCGUCCAGGCCUAAUAUAUAUAUAUUUGGAUUGCUUUUGGGGGCCCCUACUAAGGGCCCUAAGCUGGCGCUUAGUUCGCUUAUGCCUUGGGCUGGCUCUAGAUCUGACUUUAGAUCACAGUUGACUGAAUUUUAUUACAAAAGAUGAAAUGAUUUCAAAAUCAAAAAGUACUUGUGUUUUGCCUUUGACAAAAUGUUUUUUUUCUUUCAGAGGAUGGAGUUGAAGGCAAUCCCCCUCGUAUGCUUUUAUGUGGCCACAACUACUGCGCAUCUUGUCUUCAGUCCAUGCAAAGUGACGACACUAUCAGAUGCCCGGAGUGCAAUGUAAAAUCAUCAGCAGUAAACUCAUCAAAUCUAGCUCUGACACUUGAUGAAUAAUGUAUUUUGGUGCACUGAUCACAUAAUUUAGACUUUGCAUUAACUGCAAACUUGUUCCUUUUGAGGCAGUUACCAGCCUGCCACUUUUUCAUCUUGCUGUCCCGUCAAUCAAUCAAUCAGUCCAUCCUUUUUUAUGUAUUAAUAUAGUGCCCAUUCCCAACAUCCAAAAGAUUAUCGAGACAAAAAAGCUGGUCUAGACCAGACUCUAUUUACAAAGACCCAUUGAAAUGAUAGGAUAAGUUUGAUCCCAGUCUUGUAAGAUUAGACCCACUUCCAUCUUUAACCACAGGAGUGUAGUACUUUGUAGCAUUUAGCAAGUUGCAACAGAGGAAAAACUUCCUUUAACAGGCAGAAACCUUGGGCAGAACCAGAGUUAUGUAGGAUAGUCAUCUGCCGCUGCUGCAUUGAGUUUGGAGAGGGGAUAGAGGAAGAUGCAGAAAUCAGUUGUAUCUUCACUUUUUAAAGAGCAAUAAUUCAGUUAAGGUCUGGGGUUAAUUUGAAUACAACUGAGUUAAGUUGUUUUAGUUAAAUAAAGUAGAUCAAUAAACAAGAUGCACCAUUUCAAGUAGGAUGUAUGCCACUUCAACCAAUCAGACCAGGUUUCUAAUAAUCUACAAAGCCCAAACUGUUUCGCCACCUGUCAAUCUUCUGCUUUAAAAUUCUAAAUGCAUUUAGUCGAAGUUAUCGGACAGAAAUAAACAAUAAAAUCUCACUGCAGGUCGAAUCGACCCUUCCUGAAGGAGGGGUGAGUGCCCUUAAGGAAGAUGACCGAAUCAUUGGCCUCAUUUACAUUGCCAAAAUUAACAAGAUGAAAAGGUAAGUCUUACCUUCAAAUGUGAAGCUGACUCACACAAAAGCCUUUUAAAGGGUUAUUCCGGUGUAAAAUUAAUUUUGGGUCAAACACACUGUAACAUCGAUUUGGACACUGCCUUGAGAGAUGAAUGUUGCCGACUGCUUGCUUCUGUAGUUAUACCAACUUUAGUAACGACAGCGCGGUAGCAAUACACAGCGGUCUGAGGAGCCAUAAACAUUUGGUUGAGGUUUGUUUAUGGCUUCUGCGGUCGUUACUAAAGUUGGUAUAACUAGACAAGCAAGCGGUCGGCAACAUUCAUCUCUCAAGACGGUGUCUAACUCGGUGUUACAGUGUGUUUGACCCUGAAUUAAGUUUACGCCGGAAUAUCCCUUUAAACAACUGUUGCCAUCUUUUUGUGUAAUUAAAUGAUAGAUUUAUGAAUAAGAACUUGUUUUUACUCCGAUCAUUAUUUAUGUUUCAAAAUCCUUUGAAGGUUACGCUGUGAAAAAUCAAAGAAUCGUGGAUGGAACACACAGCAGUCUCCAGACAAGAAUGCUGACAUUGAGGAUGUUGAGCAGCAGGUUUGUGUGUGGGAUCAAAAAUGGUGGAGGUCGGGGGAGAAGUUGUCAUUUCAGCCCCAAACCUCAGUUGUAAACGUCUUGUCUUGAGCUGUUACUGAAGCUUAGGUUUUACUUUGGGCAUCUGUAUUGCCCCUUGUGGCAGCAUUUAUUUGUCUUCUGAUUCUGUUAUUCAGCCAGCAGAUAUUGAGACGACUAAUAAGGCAGUGGAUGAGGCUUUGGUCCAGGCUGCAGAAAAUCUUGAUGUCCUGAAACAGAUCCGCGAGGUGAAAUUCCCAAUGUGGCACACACCUUUUAAAACAUGACUCUUGACUUUUUUAUUUCCUGAAAGGCAAACACAAUCAGUUUCUUAUCUCAGAAAUAAAGAUGAGAAGACUUUGAGAGUUCUCUGUGUAAGUGUUUUGUCUGUGCAGACUCUGAAGAAAGGUCUGGCAGAGCAAAUCAAAACUGACCAAGCUUGGCUGGAUAUGGACAUCAAGCAAGCGGCAGAGAAGGCUUUCCAUGCCGUACAAAAGUGGUAUGAUUCUACGUUCAAGUUUAGUCCAGCGACCGUAGGUCUGUUGUAAGAUUUUUCUUCAAAUGUUCAGAGUAACAGUCAUCUUAACGCCUUUCUUCCCUUUGUCAACAGGAAGGAUGUGCAGCUGGGUCAGCUGACAAAACUUGAGGAACAGUUCUCUACCAGCAGAGCGGAGCUGGGACGUGUCCAGGAGAGAAUACAGUCUUUGGCGAUUGCCAUUCAGAUGGCCAAAGAAGUGCGCAGAAUCCCCUCCCUGAAGCAGUACUGCACCCUGGAUAAGGUAUGAAAUGAUCGGCUUUUAGAUAUCUAUACAAGAACUUCUCCGGAUCCUCUGAAACCACCACUUAGAAAUGAACUCGCAGCUGUGUUGUGCUGCUGCUGUUCCAUUUAUAAUCCUACAUUUUCCCGUGAAAUGAAACAUGUCCGUGGAUACUCAGUGAUGCUAACCCUGUGUGCUUGUGUGUGCUAGGUGCUGGAGACAUUGCAGACUCCUGUAGACAAACAGUCUUUUGAUAUGGAAUGCAUUACCAUGGGCUCUGGACUGAGGUUUGUAACUUUUACCCUGCUUUUUUUUUUUCUUUUGUUGUCACUUUAAACAUUGCACGAUAUCAGCAAAGUGGUGGUACUUCAAUUAAAUUUUAUACAAUUCAAAUUACUUUAAAUUUAUGUGUUGUUGUUUUUUUAAGCUGUGUGUUUCAGUCAGAGGGUCUAAACCAGAGCCUGGCGUUGUCUCUGAAGAUGGAAACUAGAACCCCAAGACCGUAAGUCCUCAGACACUCUUGAUUUGUCAUUGUGAAUAAUUUGAAUAGAUUUACGUCAUUAUUAGCAAUUUGAUCCAUGUAUGAAAUGCCGAAGUUUAAACCUAGGCAAGAAAUGUAUCUACUGGCAUCUACAAUCGACGGGAAGAGAAAAAGGAGUGCACACUUGCAAAUCGAAAGAAGCAACAUCCUCAGUUUCCAUCUAUCUUCUGAAAAUUUCAUUUUUUUUGUUCUCCCUUGAAGCUUGUCGAAGUUUCCACCACAAGGACAUCAGCAGGGGAACUCCUCCAGACGGUCCCAUUUGCAGCAUGCAGAGGGCUGGAACAACUACAGCUUCCCACCACGCUACAACAAGUCCCCCAGCCCACACAGACGGGACAAAGGGAGUCAGAGACCCACCUCACCGCGAGCUUCCUCUCCAAGCCCCAGAUUUCGCCACAAAGCCGACCUCUCCCAAUCAGACAUCAGAACUCCAGACGUAAAAAUUGAAGAGAUUUUACAAGAGGGGGAAGCACAAGGUGUGUGUGUAGCUUUCAUGCAAUGGGGUAUGACUUUGGUAAUUUUUCAUAUGAGGUGACAGAAAGGCAUGAAUCUAAUUUUGUGAACUGCUUUGUUUUUUUUCAAAGGCCCCCCACCCACUGGGCCUGAACUGGCUAAAGACAAAUGGAGAGUCCAAAGGAGGUGGAGACAUCAGAUGCUUGGCAACAGGAGAAAUGGUAUGAAGAUAUAUGGAACUAUUUCUCCUUGUUAUGGAAGCACAGGGCUACAAAAACCUCAUAGAUAUCUGAUUAUGUGUUGUUACCCCAAAGACAUAUGUUCAUUAGUCCUCCUCCUCCUUCUCUCAUGCCCACUUUGUGAUCAAAACUUUGCUCUCCUUGGACUCUUGCUAUUUUCCCUCCCUAGUUUCUCCUUCUUCUGUCCAUCUUCUAACUUUCAUCAUCUUCUCUCUCUUUUAUUUAUUCAAAAUGGAAACCCUCACUAAAUGAUUUUCAAUUUUUCCGCUCCAUGUGUCACUCUUUUUUUUUUUAACAGGACUUCUCAGCAAAUACAGUGGGAGAAUCUUACGUAAAUGAAAAGAGGUCUUUAUUUUUUGUCCCAAAUAAAUCGAACCCUUGGUUUUUCACCGUGUCUUAAAAUCUCCACUCGCACCUGAAGUUGCAAAAGUGUAGUAAUGUGGGUCCUGCUCACUAUUCUGGCAAAAUAGCUGCACAGCGCCCCACUGGAGUCUGGACGAGGUUACUUCCACCAGAUGUAGUUUGCUUUUUCUUCAGACCCUUUUUUGUUGUUUUUUUCUUCUUUUUGUCAAGUACAAGUCUUCUGUCAGAUUAUCUCACGUUACAUUUCCUCCCCUCCUCUCUUAUUCUCUAUGCAUUUUUGUACUAGUCACCCCAUGGGUGGUGGUAACCCACAUCGUGAAUCCAGCUCACUUCUACAUCCAAUAUGUCUCAGAGAAGAGGGACAGAGAGCUUCUCUCUAGGAGGAUCAACUAUUACUGCAGCAGUGGAAGUUGUCACUUCACUUCCAGUGACACGGUGGAGACUGGUACGUCUGCUUGUUUAUUUUAAAAAUGAAAUGACUGAAGUUUAUAGAACAAACUUACACUGAUUCAGUUUAGUGUAACAUCUAUUGGAGGCCACAUUCAUGAUUGCUUGCCGUUGUAGAUACAAACAAUGAUAGUAAUUUUACUUACAUUGUACCUUUUAAAAACAAGGGUUUUCAAUGAUUCACUGAGUUAUAAAAUCAGUUCUAUUUUAAAAAAAAGUCACAAUAAUGGAUUAACACGUCAUUUAUUUCUACCACUUUAUGUUAAAAUUUGUGGUUUUUCUGGUUUUCCGCCAAAUAACAUUAAGAUGAGUCACUGAGCGGUGAGUGAAACACUUCAUAUGCCACUUUUUUUCUCUCUGCUCCUCUACAGGCGCCGUCAUCUUGGUCAAGCAGGAAGAAGGGCUCUGGUGUCGGGGUCAGGUGGUGGAGGUCUCACAGAGCGGGUGUGCCGAGACUGUAAAAGCCUGCCUCGUCACUCAGCUGUCCAGUACCAGAGUCUUCCUCAUUGACUCUGGCCCCACCAAAAACUUUGCAAUACAGAGGUGCUCACAGUUUGUUUGUAGUUGAUAUCUGCUUCACUGUUGAAGGUCCAUACUACUGCAGUACACUCGUUCACUUUAACCAUAUUGUAUGUCCUAAUUUAUAGAAAGACUGUGAAACGUCCUCCUCUCUUCUCUGUCACUUUUUUAGUGAAGGAAGUGACCCCGAGUUAUCGCUGAAGGCUGUAAACAACCACCUGAGGAAGAUGUGUGAAUCUUUGCACGUAGAGCUGAGUGGCUUUGCUCCUCAAGCCAUCAGGUGUUCCCUCAAAGACCUGGUCCCGUACGAUCUGGUAAGACCACAGAAAUUUGAGCGUGCACAGUCCUUGUACCUGAAAACUUGACCCUCAGCGUCUAACACUGCAAGUUUGUGUGUUUUCAGACAAAAGGCUGGAGUCAAAAAGCUCAGGUUGAAUUUUGCAGCAUUGUCGGAAAUGCAGCGGUGGAAAUGCAGCCUCUGGGCCAGGACAAAGACUCUUUGUUCGUGGAGCUGAGGAAAGCUUCCAUGCACCAGUCCAGUAAUGUGCCCACCUGUAUCAGAGAGUACCUGGUUUUUAUUGAAGUGGCCAGGUAAACACCAUCCUCUGGGAGUUACGCUACAAUCACUGUACCUUAGAAGCUGGACGUCAGAACAGUUGUCUAGCCAUUUGCCUUUAUUGUUGAAUUACACAAUACAAGACUAAGCUGUUAAAAGUACAGCUUUUACUACAAAGUGUCGCCAUCUUGGAUCUUAAACUGUGGGUGACUGAGGGUUUCCAAGCUAGAUUUUAGACUUCUGGGGAGACUCAGGAUGACAUGUCAAACUUGUAUCUGAGAGAAUAAACCUGAGUAGCAAGUUCUUUGUUUUACAGAUGUAAUCAGAUGAUGAGAAGAAUUGAAUUAAACUCGUCCUACUCUGUGGAUAUGAAACCCCACCAAUAAAAUAGUCCUUGAUUUGUGGCUCUAAUCCUCCAAAAUCUCUCCUAGAUAUUACUCUCCAGUGUCUCUGGGCAGGAAGCCUCUGUCCUACUACCCUCCUGUCUAUCCCAAGGUGAACACAGAGGUCGAUGCUGUGGUGUCUCACAUAAACAGCCCAUCAGACUUCUACAUCCAGCUGGUAAAUAUUCACAAUUAGAAAGAUGCACAUUAUAUUCAAUUUGCUCAAAGGAGGCUCACAGCUUUCUGUUGAAUUGAAAGAAAAAGAGAAAAAGUGGGAACCUUAACGGUUAGCAUCUCUACUAAGGCUGCACGAUAUUGGAAAAAAAUAAUAUUGCGAUUUUUUCAACCCUGCGAUAUAUAUUGCGAUAUUAAAAAUACAGUAUUUUCACCAGAUGACCUGAAUAGCACUUAAUGUUAUGCUGCACUGCUGAAAUCUUGAGGACAGUUAAUCUGCUCUGAUCUUACCUCUUUUUGUGAAUGUUAGUAGAACGGCUUCUGUCUGUCUCAGAGAUAUUUUUAGCUUUUAUUGUGCUGGGACGUUAUUGUGGCAACAGGUGAACACAGAAGACGUGUUUUGGUCGACAUCAUCCUUCUUUUAACCGAAAUAAUUCCAGAUAACUGACUUUCCUUUUCUUUUUGGCAACAAAUCUUCAUUUUCGGUGGUUUUCGCUUGUUCGUUGUUCAUUUUGCGAUCGUUGUUGUUGUUGUUAGCGGUGUUGUGCCGAGAAACGCAUGUCCUCCGAGAAUUGCAUGCACCUCGCAAAACGCGCACUGCUUAUAGUAGAGUGGUCCACGGAAAUGUACAAUUUAAAACCCAUACAGUUCUUAUUUGUUGGGCUUAACAGUCAUGAGUAAAGUUCCGAAAGUAAUUCUCAGCGGACACACGUCUCCCUCCAUGUGCAGAACAUGUGCAGGGGUGGGUUUUCUCCUCCCUGAUUUUGAUUGACAGCUGGCUGGGUAGUCUGAUUGGCAACUGAGAAGUGAGUCUGAUUGGCAACUCAGUUAAGGACGAAGGCGAUUGGUGGAUCGCUGCACAGCACAUGCAGAGUCACAUGGAGUGUAUCUCAGUCGGUUACCCUUGAAAUUAAAUGCGUUCAUUCGCCUCCAAUAUCGCAGGCUCUGCGAUGUGACUAUCGCACACACGUACAUCGCGAUGACGAUAGUCAAACGAUAUAUCGUUCAGGCCUAAUCUCUACAAGCUUUCAGAAGGGGAAUUUUGUAAAUCUCUGUCUCUGUAUUUCUCUCUGUAGUUAGUUCCUGUUUCAUUGUUUGAAAUUUUAUUCUUGUCCUUUUCCUAUCAUUCCCACACACCUAAACUUACCCACUCCCACUAAGGUUGACAGCAUGGAGUUCAUGUUGCUUCAAGCCAAGCUCCAAGAGUGUUACAACGCAACAUCAGCGGCUGAAGAGGACCUCAAAGUCUACUGCCCUGUGAUUGAACAGGCGUAUGUCGCCCUGUUUGAGGACAAACAGUGGUACAGAGCUCAGGUCAUAGGUGAGUGUGUGUGUCUGUGUGUGUGUCAUCGUUAGGAGUUUUAUUAUGAAGGGAAUACUUUAGUAAUCAAGUAAUGUACUAGAGAUUCAAAAAGAGCAUGCUCAAAUGAGGUGUUUAACUCCUGUCGUCCUCCACUAAACAGUAUUUCUUGGAGUUACUUCUCACAGAUCUUGCUUAAGAACAAUAAUGAUAAUUGAAUUUCCCUUAGGGGAUAAAAUAAAAUAAAGUUAUUCUUAAGUUGAGCUUGUAUUUCUGUGUUACAGUAUCAGUCAUUUGUAUGAGUAGUACUUCAAAUAAAUAAGCUGACAGUAAAGAACUCAUGUGUCUAUGCGUUAUGUAGGUCAUCUGGGAGAAAGAAAAGUGGAGGUGCGGUAUGUUGACUUUGGCAAUAAGAAAAUCUUGCCUGUCUGCGACUUGAGGAAGAUUAAAGAUGAGUUCUUUGCGCUGCCCGCCUUGGUGAGAAAACAAUAAUAGAUCACAGAUAUUAAUUCCUUAAAUACAAUUUCAAAUGUGCUGCUCUGUUAUCACAAACUUAGUAUUUCCUUGGAUGAAAAUUAAAACAAGUAUGGACCAUUCACAUUUACUUUUAGUGUUUUUACAUUCAGAAUGGGUUGAAAAUUAGUAAAUGUCUCUUCUAAUGUCCAGGCGAUCCCCUGCUACCUGCCAGACGUGACCCCUGUGGAUGGAGAGACCUGGAGUGAAGCCUGCAUCAGCAGAUUCAUCAGCCUGGCUCAUCAGAAACUCAUCACCAUUAUGGCUUUAGGUAGUGUUUACAUGUGCCACCCUGUAAUCCGAGCGUGUGCUUUUAUUAUUGAUCAAAAUCACCACUCUAUCUGAAAUCUGUUCCCUGUGUUUUUUUAUUUUUCCUGAAAUCCUGCAGCAUCCGUCCCAAACGACAAGCCCUUGCCUGUCAAACUGUUUCAGAGCAGCUUGGACGGGCCAGUGGCAAAUAUAUCCCAGUUUCUGGUCAAAGAGCAGCUGGCCUGCUUCAAAGAAAAGUGAGACUUUAACAACAGCAAAAACAGACAUUAAUUUAAAGAGAAUUCAGAACAGCUUGUUACCCUUUGUUUUCGUGUAUAUUUGCACAGAUCUGAUAUUGUUGUAUUGCUGCAUUCCGAUGUAAGAAGUUCAAAAGGGAGGGCUGUUAGUGAGAAGUAGUAAUUAAAAAAGAAAGAGAGUUUGAUUUAUCGUCUAAUCUGGAGAUAUAUGUCUGGGUUUGUAAUAAUUAUUAAUCUUUAUUCCUUCAAUUAUCUUUCCUCUUAAAUUGUUUUAGUUCCUCUUCUGCUGCCCCCCGACCAAAGUCCAAGGAUGAGCCUGACGUUUGGGACCCUCCACUGGACCUUGAUUCAGUCACAGAGGGGGUCGAUGUCCAGGACCAAAAACCCGACAGUGAGCAGGAUAAAGAGCAGCAGGAGUUUCAGCCUGGGCUGAAGGUACCCGCACAACUCAAAGACAUAAAAGUGCGAGUCAGCCACGUAAACUCACCGAGCAGCCUCUAUGUCCAGCUGACCCAGAAUGACUCUCAGCUGAUAAGGUCAGUGGUCAAAUAAUGAUUUAUAAAUCCUAAAAGUACUUUUUGUAAUUGUUUAAAUUAAAAAUCUGAGAAUUUUGAGUAGUAGUCUGUUGAUUUUUUUCAGGAUCUCUGAGCUGGUGAAGAAGGAGUGUGCUCUCGUGGAGCCUGAUGAAGAUGCUGUGUGGGAGGCAGACACGUACUGUGCUGCUCACAUCAACGGGGUUUGGGAGAGAGGACAGAUCUGCUCUGAUGUCAGGUCCAGCAAAACUGCAGAGGUAUAAAAACAAUUAUUCCUAAAAUGCAAAGUUUGACCUUCCCUUUAUCAAUUUUUCAGCUACUUCAUGAAACAUAUUCAAUCUUAAGUCUGUAUUUGUUUUUUCUUCCUCUCCGUCUGCGGUGCUGUACCAGGUGUUGCGCUGUGACCAUGGAAACAAGGUGAUGGUCCACAUUAGCAACCUGAGACCACUGCCACCCUCCUUGAUCGGUUCUAUGGCACUGGAGUGCACACUGACGGACAUCAGGUGACACACACUAACAUAAACCCCGAGCGCAGUGCUGCAUCAAAGUUCACAUGAACACCCAGCCUGUACUGAUGUAUCGAAGAGUCUCACACACACACACACAUAAAAACUAAGAGUACAUCUGUGUGGUUUGAAAUAACAUUAAUAUCAGUGCGUGUCUAAAAGUUGGGAAAGUUUCAGCGUUCCCUGCUAAUUCUGUCCACAGUGUGAAAGGUUUUAUUUUUUGUGUCUUAGUUCAUGUGAACGUUUUCAUUUUUAACCCUUUCUCGUCAUCUCUUAUUUCUCUUUCAGACCAGCUGGAGGCCUUUCCACAUGGACAGCUACAGCCUGUGACUUAAUCUCUUACUACUUGACUGGAGCCUCGGCUGUUAUGACCAUCAAGGUUGUCCCUUCCUUGUGUUUCUCAAAGUCAUUUCUGCAGCAUCCUUCUUCUUCUUCGCUGUACUCUUAAAGCUUUUUGUUGUUUUAUGUGACCUGGUUGUUAGUGAGCGUCUCCUUUCACAUCUGUUGUUGUCCAGGAGCUGAUCGAUGAGCGUCCACAACCCAUCACUCUGUUCCGCUCCAACAAGAGGGGACAAUUUGUCAACAUGGCAGACUUCCUGACCAGCGAGGGCCUCGCCCUCAGGGAAAGGAAACCGAGGUCAAGGUGUGUGAUCACUGAGGUUUCAUGGAUAUCGAGAGAAACCGGUCUAUGACAGCUAAGUCUCUCUCUCUUCAGGACUCUGUCUCUUAUUCCAGGGGGUGCAACUAAUGAUCCCUUUUAUCAUUUAUGAAGUGAUGAGUUGUUGUAGUCAUAAAGUGGCUUAAAAUGACACCUUCAGAAGCUUUCUACUUAUGGAAAAACUCAGAAGUGUUGUGCUCACUGUUUAAAGGAACUAAAAAGAAACCAAAGCCAAGAGGCUGAAAUCAUCUGACUACUUUCAACAAUAUUGAGUUCUUGUUUGAGACUGAAGACAUUACUGGACAUCCUUAUUGGCCGUGGAUUAUCAUCAUCUUUUUAUAAGAGCAUUAAACUUAUUAAAUACCGAAAGUCACAUCUGUGGGUAAUUUUCAAGCCGUUUCUCCGUAUUUUUAGCAGUCAGUCUCUGGAGCGAGUGAUUUUUGUUUUCUAAACCUCUGUUAUUUCCUGAGUGUGAGUCUCUGUCUUGCUGCAGAGAUGCUGGUGAUCAAAAGCAAACAAACGCUGAUGAACAGACUCCGGUGAGUGUGGCACAAACUGCUGGUCCUGAUGGAGAUAAGAAAGACGCUCCACCAGCUUCGCCCUUGUUCUUUCCUUUCCCUAAAUCUGUCAUUACCAACCCAAAGCCCGCACCUCGCACCAUCAUGUCUGCUAAGAAGGUAAGCACAAGUAUAUUCAGUCUUGUUUUAAAUCUAGGACUUUCCCAUCUUACCUCACAAUGCAUUGGUCUAUUGUAUAAAUUUUCACACUGAUAAACUUGACGUGAACUCUUUUUAUUCUGCAUUGUGUGUUUACAGGUGAAGACUCAGCUGUACCCGCCUCCAGAGCUGCCAUGCCUCGGGCACAUCCAGGUUAACGUGUCUGCCAUUGGAGACGAUGGCGUUAUUUACGUCAGGACGCAGGAUGCAGGUGAUAAUCAAAGCAAAUGACUACAUUGAAAAGUUGAUGGAGUCUUAUUUCUGAAAAAAAAUUGGGAGCACAAUUGAAAGACGAGCUUCAUGAAAAAGCUGCAGCCUUUGAAGUGAUGAUUUUUCUUCUGCCCUCUUGUUAGAAGACUCGAAAUGUUGUUUCCUUUUGUAGAAACAGAAAAUAAUCGAUCUAGUGCAUAUUGCAGUGGACUCCAUUCUGCCUAUAUCGCCGGUUCCAUGUUUUUAAAGUGUUGAGUAGCCCCUCUCCUCUUCAAAAGCUGUGAUCUUCUUGUUUCCCAAGACUCCAGUUUUUAACCCUAAAACCAGCGUGUGUCUUUCUCUUUUUAUCUCGACUGUGUCAUGAUGCAGAGAGGAAAGCUGCAGACGACAGCAGUUGUUAAAUGCAUGUCAGCUGUUUACGAUGCAUGUGCAGAUGAGUUUUUGUGUGUUGGACGUGUGUCAGAGUGCCAGCUGGAGCAGCUCAGGGAGAAGAUCAUGCAGAGCAUCAGGGGGUUACCCAGACAUCAGCUCUUCACCUGGAAGUCGGUGCUGGGCUGUGCUGUCAUCGGGUCUGACAUGCUGUGGUAUCGAGGACAGCUGUUGGAGGUGCUGGGAGGACACGUUAAGGUCAGAUCACACACAGAUCCUUUGUGUGUUACUUCUAGAUUGUAAUAUAGGGUGGGAGUCCAACACAUAAAUAAUCAAGUCCAAGUAGGAGAACCUCUUCUGUCACUUUAACUUCUGUGUUUUUUUUUUUUUAUAUGAAUGUUCAUGUCUGUAAAUUUUGUUUCCAGGUCCAGUAUGUGGACUACGGCCUGGUGGAGAGCAUCCCUGUGAUCCAUGUGUACCCCACGCUUCUGUAUGAGGAUGUUCCUCAGCUCUGUUUGCCGUGCCAGCUGCACAGCAUCAGCCCCGUAAGUGUUUGACUGUGUGUUUGUCAGUGUUAAAGAUCAGUGAGUUCAUACAAAUGAAUCUGGAUGCACAAUACCCUUAAGAAAAAGAGGCUAGAACUCAUGGAAAUUGGAUUUUCCUUCGACAGAUUCGGUAAAGUUUUUGUUCUUCAUUUUUCAUCUGUUUAUUCUCUCCUCGUCUCUGCAGGUCGGAGGUCAGUGGCAGAUAGAUGCAGUGGCCUUGCUGAGGGAGAUGUUGCUGAACCGCUGUGUAGAUGUGCAAGUCAAGGUAGACUCGAACACAAACAAUCGGAUGAAUGUACUGAGUUCUGGGUAAGAUUUAAUGUUUGUGCGUGCGCGUGCUAGGAGCUGCCAUCUGACCCCAGAGCACCGCUAACAGUUGAGCUCUAUCUGGACGGGAUGAGUCUCAGCAGGAUCAUGUGUCACCAUGCACACGCCUCUGUGGACCAAACAGCCUCCGAACAAAAGGUUGGUGUAUAUUUAUGUGUGUGUUUCUGCGUGUAAAUCAGCGUGUGGCGUCCGUCUACUGAGAGGAAGAGCUUUGCAUCACUAUGAAUGGAAAUCUGUUUGUCUGCAGAGACCCUACAUGGUGACUCCUCCACCUCUCCUGGAUGACUGGGACAUUGAUACUGAGGUAAGGCAGACUGCAGAGAUUACUGAGCAACAAUCACAACUACUCGCUCGCCGCUGUGUUAGACAGUCUCUUCCCUGGCCAGCUCUGUACAAACAUAGAACCAUUUGAGCUGGAAGUCACUGAGAACUGAUGCAGGUGUAUACUUCAGGGUCUGAGGGGCCCAGAGGAGCCAGCGCUGGGGCCCGUCAUCUGCCCGAAGCUGCCGCAGAAAGGAGAGCGAUUUAAAGUCAGGGUGAAGCAUCUGUGGACUCCUAAUGAGGUAACUAUCAACCACAAGAUAACCGUUUCACACGGCAAAAGGAAUGAAAUGAUGAGAUAGUAUCAUUACUAUAGAAAUGUACCAGGUGAGGUCUUUUGUUCGAUCUUGGACUUUAACUGUAACUCCUGACAGAGCUGAAAAUGACAUCACACCAGAGUUACUGGUGUUUCAAUUACCAAGUCAGAAAAAAGCAAAAUCGGAGGCCUGAAACAAGAUGGCGACAUUUAUGAAAGUUGAAAGUUAUUUUAGCACUUGGGCAAGUGGCAAGGCAAGUGCUAAAAUCGUCAUUUUCAGUUCGGACUUCUGACCUCCAAGGUAACUUGAACGCAGCAUUAAAGUCAGAUUCCUGCUGCAUCUGAGAACACCUGACCACCUCCAAAUUUUCAAUUUUUAACACUGAUUUUUUUUUUUUUAAUGAUCAUGAACUCUUGAUAAGAGAAACUUAGAUGGUGCUUUGAAACUGAUAGUUGUUCUUGCUCUGAAGAGAUGAUUUAAAAUCUGUGUCUGUGUCGUGCAGCUGUUCUUGUGGUCUCUGGAGGAAACAGAUGAUGUGAAAGUGGAUGGUGAGACUCUAGAUGAGGCUCUGACCAGAAUCAACGAGAACCUCGACAGUCUGCCACGACUCAGCAGCUUUCCUUACGGUAACAUUAAAAUGAUCUCAGUUUCAUUUUUAUAAAGACAAAUAUUGAUACAACAUUUGAGGAUACAGCAUCAGGUUCCAGCAAACAGACCAGCCAGGUUUGAUUUGUGGUUUCCAGGUGGACUGUGUCUGGCAGAGUACAGCGAUGGGAACUACUACCGAGCCAAGCUGAUGAAGAUCUCCAGCGUGGAACCGGUCAUGCUUCUGGUCCGGCAUGUCGAUUACGGCUCUGAUGACACUCUGCCUCCGAGCAAGUAUGAUCUUCACACUCUGCAGGAGCACACUUUUGUUUAAAUGCCAGCCUGCAGAUAGAUAAGAUACCCACAUGUGUCUGCUGUAAAGAUGUUGAUUUUAGUGGCCGUAACCUUUAAUAUUUGACCUUUUAUCAGAUCGUAUUGUCAUCAAGAUGAACUUUGUUUACAAAAAGGAAACAAAAUGCAGUUUUGAAGAAACUUGUGUCCCCUGAGGAAAUUAAAAUGUUCUUAUGUAUCAUUUAUUAAUCAGGUAAAACUGAUUAACCAGAGAAGACCCUUUAAAUGCUGAUUUAUUGCUGAUCAGUAGAUGGUGCUGUUGUUGCACCUGCAUUCUCUGAGAAUCCCUUUCUUCCUGUCAGGCUCCGUCAGAUGCCAGCGGAGCUGCUGAGCUUCCCGUCCCGAGCAAUAAAGGUUGAAGUCGCUGGUUUCAAAGCUCCAAGUAUCAGAACAGAGGAAGUCAUGCUGCCGUACAGCCCAGAGUGGAGCGUUCGGGCUACGAUGGCCAUGAUGGACCUGUUAAACGGCGACAUUACAGCCUACGUUGUGGUAAAGAAAUGACACAAAAGCACACAGUUGAGCUCCAUGAGGAUGAAAGUCAUCAUCCAGUUUCUUUGACUCUGACUUAGACUUGAUGAACACGUCACCAAGCACCAAGACUUUCUGACUAAAACAGGAAAUGGAAUAUUUUCUGUAGUUUUACACUUUGACCCUUCCUGGCUGAAAGUCUUGAUUCUGGUCUGUUCAGGCUCGGGAACCUGAGCUCACGGUGCUGCUCUACAAUGAGGAUGGAGAGCUGGUCCAUCUGUCUCUGGUGAGCAGGGGCCUGGCUGAACUGGUGUGAAGCAGAGCGAAGAGGCCUCCUCAACCCCCAACACGCUCUUUAGGUAAGUUUCCAGUUUUAGUCCAAACAUAGAAAGAGAGUCAUUUUAUCACAGGGUUGCAGCCUCAGAGACGAUCUGGUUUGGGCAUUAACUCAGUGCAGUGGAUAGAGUGACCAGCUGAAUAUUUUUAAACUGCAGUUUUGUGUCAUUUAAGGGUCUGUUAAUCGACUCCACAUCUCUUCUUUUUCAGGUUUACUUGUGGACUUCAUGUGUUCUUAAUAUAUAUUUUUAUUCUGUUGCACUGACACACUGCUGUCAGCUCUGUAUGUUACAAAAGACUUGUUAAACUUUUAUUAUGUUCCUGUAAAGCAGCGUUUUUAAGUUUGACUGCUGUGUUCGAGCUGCGGUGACUCUGUUUGAUUUUUCAGUCAUCUGAUUUGUUCUGUGAAGAUUAAAAUCCUCCAUAACAGACGAA
Messenger RNA from Xyrichtys novacula (pearly razorfish), 19886 nucleotides. Lineage: Eukaryota; Metazoa; Chordata; Actinopteri; Labriformes; Labridae. The record is from the annotation of a GenBank genome assembly.